Messenger RNA from Schistosoma turkestanicum, 4215 nucleotides. The record is from the annotation of a GenBank genome assembly. Lineage: Eukaryota; Metazoa; Platyhelminthes; Trematoda; Strigeidida; Schistosomatidae.
UCUAACUUGAAACAUAUUCUCCAUGUUUUGGCUUUUCGUGACCUUCUUGCACAUAUAAGUAUGACCUCAAACGACUCACGACGACCAAUACUUCCAAAAACACAUCUGACUCUACCUGUUGUUAGUCGCAACAAGUCUACUCCAGAAGUUGAUUCGACGCCAUUAACAAAUACGCCUUUGACUUCAUCGUCAUCAAUAUCUUCAUUUAGAACAAUUGCUCCAAAAUCAAUUCAGAAUCACUCAGUAAUUGUCACUCCUGAAGUGGUCAAGCCAUAUGAGUUUAAUCGGAAGGAUGUUGUUCACUAUUGUGAUAUUGAACUAGGUAGUCAGGAUUCCAACCCUCUUAAAAACUAUUCUGCAAUAUAUGCCUACAGUGUUGUCCACCGUAGUCACUUGAGAUUCCCUCACCAACGAGUUCUUUUACCGUCUCACACAAUUCCUCGAACUCCUAUAAAUGCGGAUACACUUCCAUCUGGACCAUCUACUUCUGGUUUCAAUGUUAAUGAAAAGGGAAGUCUACGUCCAACAGUUAAAUUUCUACUUCGCAUAGGUACAUCGCUUGUGCGUUCACAAUAUGAGUCAGCGGUUGGUCAAGAAGUAAGUUCUCGUCAGUCAUUUCUGGGUAGUCGACGUAAACGCAGACGUGUUGAUGAGGAACCAACUCGUCCAUAUGCAGGCAAAAUCAAUAUAGAAACUGUCAACGUUUCUCAUUUAGAAUGGAAACCAAAAAUGCAUCAUCCUUGUUGGGAGAAAGUAUGGAAUUAUUGUCAUCAGUCUCGUUGUCCCUAUAUUCCUACAUCUGCUUUACAAUUAUUACGACAUCUAGAACAAGGUCACCAGAAACUAGUUAAUAUUGAUUCGAUGGCGGUACCUCAAAAAACACUACCUGACAAAGUAGAUCGUAAUGAUUGUAUGCUAAAUCCAUCAGAAUUAUUGGCCAAUAAACUGAUAAGCCGAUUCUAUGUCCCACUCACUGUAAAUUUCUCCAAUUCCUCUUCAAAUGAAUCACCAUAUACAUGUUUUAUCUGUGGACAAGUGAAUAGGUCUCAGCGUUUGAUGGACUAUCAUCUCCAACGUUUACAUUCAGAAUUAACUCCUGGGCGCAUAGAAAAACCGUCAGUUAUUUUAUGCUCAAUCUGUGGCUCACCUACACAGGCUAAUUUAAUUAGAAAUUCGUCGCAUCAUGCACAUACUGAUAUUUCAAUACAUGUUUCGUGUAAAAGUAAUCCGUCAAUACACAAUAAUGCUCCAUGGUCAGGAUGUGAUGCUCAUGCAUUAGCUUGUCUUAUGCUUUAUCCUACUAUGUAUGCUCGAUUCGGUCUACCUAUUCAUGUUGCCCGUUUUCUCUAUACAUUAAUUCAACGUAUGUUAAUGGCUCGAAUAAAUGAAUUUGGUGGUUGGAGUGUUCAAACUUAUGCUUUAAGAUGUUGUGCAGCAAUAUCAGUUAUAUAUGGUGAACUUGUUGACGCAAACCUGAUUCAAUCAAAAAUACGAAUUUUAGAAUGUAGUAACGGUUUAAAAUCUGUUUUCUCAAAUGCUUCGAUUCCUUUGACUUUAACAUCUUACAAUCCAACUCCCACGCAAAUAAAUGCAUGCAAUUCUAGAAGUGUUAUUCCUAUUUCCCUAUCAACUGUAUUGGUUCCAUCAUCCUUACCUACUCGGGCAUGCUCUUCAACAUCAUCAUCACCUUGUGUAAAUCUAACAAAUCGACCAACAGUGUAUAUUUUACCUAAAUCGUCUACUGCUACUUUCAUUUCUGAUUUGUCAUCGAAACCAGUAACAAGCCCAUUAUUAUCAUCUGUUUUACUGAGUCAACCCACUACUUCUAUUACUACUCCAACUGUCGUACAGAAACGCACUCUGCCUAACGAAUCAAUGCUUCCUGUUUGUACUACAGUCAGUAAACAACCUAAUCUUUCUCUGCAUGGACAGACACAAAUCCCGGUUACGACAACAUCAUUGUCUACUGUAUCGUCAUCAUCAAAUUCAACUCUUUUAUCUUUUCUUUCUACCAGUCAAUCAAGAAGUUCUGCUCAAUCAAAACCUGUCGUACCUGUCUCUGUUGAUUUAGCUUCUGAUAAUUUAUCUCAACAACAGUCUUCGCCAAUUAACAAUGAAGAUAUUAAUACAACUCCUGUUCAGGUAGGACCUAAUGGUCAAAUCAAACGAAAUCUUGGAAAUCAACCUCGUAGCUCACCUCGAGUUAUGCCAAUGCUUGAAGUUCCGUGUGAACUGUGUUCCACCAAUAUUUCAACAAAAAUAAGUGCUCAAAUUUUUCACAUUCUUUCUCGUCAUAGAAUUAAAGGUUUACGACAUGUUCCAACGAUUCCUUGUGAUUUAUGUGGUCAGUUAUUCUGGACAAAGGCUGGUGUAAGCCGACAUCAACGUGUUAGUUGUGCAUUUUGCGGAGAUAAAACAUUGUGCAAUUCAACUUAUUAUAUACAUGAAAUUACUCAGCAUCCUGAACACUUCACCUAUCGAUUAAAUCAAAAAAUAUAUAACUGUCCGCAAUGUUGUCGUGCAUUCUCGGAUAUGAUUUCAUUUUUAGUUCAUUUACUAAAUGUGCACUUUUUCACUGUACCAGAUGAUAUAAAUAAUAAUGCAUGUAAAUUUUUAACAAAGAACAGUCUACCAAAUUGUAAUAAUUUAACAAAGAGUUCGAAAUUAAUGAAUCUCUCCACAUUAUAUUCAUCAUUAUCCAUGUCACCAGUAUCUGUGUCGUAUUCAUUACCGAACAACAUUGUUGUGUAUGCAAAGCCUACCAAUACACCAUGUUGGAAAUGUUCAGUUUGCAGUACACAUUUCAUUACUACUGGUCAUUUAGACUUACAUAUGGCUCAAGCCGGUCAUCAGUACUGGUGUCCUUUAUGUACAUAUGCAUGUGAACGAGCAAUUGCUCUUUGGAAACAUUUCUCUGGUACUCAUGAAAAAGAGCCCGAACUAAACCGACCAUCUGCAGGAAAUACGUUUUAUCGAAUUGUUGGACCGAAAUCGACUGGUGCAGCUAUCUCUUCUGCUUCAGUAACAACCACAUCAACGACAUUAUCUUCCUCCCUAAGUACAGUGACUACAGCAAAAAUUAUUACCAGUCCGCUGAAACAGGGUGGCCGACGUUGUGCUAUUGGUCACUUAUCUCAGUUUCUUGGUUGCGAUUUAUGUCCAGUAUUUUGUUUAACUAUGGACGAUUUAAAUACACACAAGAAAACAGCUCAUGCUAAUGAAAUUCCUGCAGAUAAUUCUAAUAAUAAUAAUAAUAAUAAUAAUAAUAAUAAUAAUAAUAAUAGUACAAAACAAGCUUGCCCAUCUAAUACUUCUGGCUCUACCACAACCACUUCUACAUCAACAUCAAUCACAACUGUUUCUUCUGCAUUAUCCAGUCAAUCUAAUCGAUUAACCCGUACCAAAAGUUUAUCUUCUUCAUCUUCAAAUACUUGUGAUGGUAACGUCGAUGUGGACAGUGUUUGUGAUGUUGUCGAUUCAUCCAAAGUGUCAGUGUCAAAACAUCACAAUGAGUCCGCAUUAAAUUUAACUAGAUCUGUUACCAAUCAGCAAGUUGUAUGUGAAAAGUUACUCAAUACUGCCAUUGUAGACAAUAAUAAUAAUAAUAAUAAUAAUAAUAAUAAUAAUAAUAAUAAUAAUAAUAUUGAGACAUCAUCUGCUAUUAUAGAAAGUAAUAACUUAAAUCGCCAUCAGAUAAUCGAUCAAAUCGCCAUCGACGUUGAUGAUGAUGACGACAACUGCAUUGAUGAUAAACAAGAUGAGUUUAACAAAGGAGACAAUACUACUGCUGAACAUGACAAUGUCGAUAAUGAUGUAGAUGAUGAGGAUGUUAUUUGUCCAAUGUGUGAAUUUCAUAGUAAACUACGAAGUGAUGUUAUGCAACACAUAAUGGAUUCCCAUUAAUGACUAUUCUUUAGUAUUGGUAUCAUGGUUUAUGUAUCAUCCGGUGGUUGUAUAUUUAUACUUAUAACAAAAUUUUAAUUUUUCAACUAAUUGUUCCGCUAUUUUCUUCAUAUAUAUAUAAAUAUAUAUAAAUAUAACAUUGUACAGUUGGUUUAUUGAUAAAAUUUCUUACAAAACGCUUACUCUUUCCUUGCGUUUCUAUCUAAUCGAGCCGUGAUUGAAUGGUGUAUAGUAUCAUAAUGCAUAUUAUUUAGUUUUCACUCAUCAGAGUUGUAAUUAUCAUUAUUACUGUUAUUAUUAUUAUUAUUAUUA